AUGCUUAAGCUCUUUACAAGAACGUCGAAACCCUCAUCUAAGACUCCAAGAACAAGGCUCCCAUUAAUGAAAUCGUUGUUUUAUCUUACAACAUCAUUGAAUCUUUAUAACCCUUAGUUGAUGACUGUGGUAUUAAGGCCAACUUACACAUCCCCGUUAUUACUUUCCCCGAUCUUAACGGUUGCGUUGUUGACACCUAAGGAUUAGUUAACACCAUCAAGGCUAUUAAGGAUGCCAUCUAAGAAAAGAAAUUCGAAGAAAUCUUCACCUAAGUUGCUACCGCUGUUACUACUCUUAAGUCUAUCGCUGCUGAAUGCAAGCCCACCAAGAACCUCUUGA
Molecule: messenger RNA, 339 nt
Organism: Tetrahymena thermophila SB210
Lineage: Eukaryota; Ciliophora; Oligohymenophorea; Hymenostomatida; Tetrahymenidae
Exons: 1
Source: RefSeq, a predicted model, not a curated record